Molecule: messenger RNA, 2408 nt
Organism: Trematomus bernacchii (emerald rockcod)
Lineage: Eukaryota; Metazoa; Chordata; Actinopteri; Perciformes; Nototheniidae
Gene: slc10a3
Product: solute carrier family 10 member 3
Exons: 1
Coding region: 427-1842 (471 amino acids)
Biological process (GO): bile acid and bile salt transport
Cellular component (GO): membrane
Molecular function (GO): bile acid:sodium symporter activity
Source: RefSeq, a predicted model, not a curated record
AAUAAAUCCGAGCAGCGGAGCUACGAUGCUCUCAGCGUCCAUCCAGCGGGGAGACAAACAGACCGACAGGAGAGGUUCUUGGCUUUAUCCACAGAGACAUCUUCACACCGAGUAGACAAAGAGAAGCCGUGAGAACCUGUGGGAGUGUGUUAGAGUGUUUCCUGUGUGCCGGGGGCUGCUGCUGUGGAGCUGGGCUCGAGCAGGACAGGGCGGGGUGAUGUUUAGGUUCCGGUAUAAAGGCAGCGAGAAAAUGGGAACCAGACGAGAUGUGGAGCUGGCUGCCGACGCGUUUGUUUUGUCCCGGAGACUAGAAUGAGAAGUGUACCGUCCCGGUGUAACAGGGCGGCGGUGUAACCGUCUGGGGAGGCCGCUCGCGGGGAGAAGCGUGUCUCUGCGGCGCCCCUCCGCCCCCUGUCCGUCAGCAAGAUGAGGACGCUAUUUACAUUCUGUUGUCUCUUCCUUAUUACCGGCGGAGCAGACCGGGCGUGUGCCACCGGAAACCUGACUGUCGACAGCAGUAACGACACCGACCUCACGGCAGACGGCAGCAGCAGGUUUAUCAGCAUCGGGGACGGCUCGUCGCAGGAAUUCGAGUUUCCUGAAAACACCAACGGCGUGAUUGUAAUCUGCAGCCAGUACCGGAGCGGGGCCGCGAGCGUUAAGGGCCGCCAGAGCUGGAAGCAGACGGUUACGGUCCGUUCCCUGGACCCGGAGGUCCUCUCCAUACUGAAUGUGACGGAUAGCGGCCACCAAGGAAAAGCCAAGAGCUACAUUAUCAGCAUCCGCUCCGGGUUCCCAGGCAAGGCUCAGCUGCAGAUCCAGCUGCUGGAACUGGACCAGGAUUCGGUGCCGGUUCUGAUCGAGGAAAGGACGGAUUACUCCAUCAAAGUGGCGCCUGGGAAUGAUGACCCGGCCACCCGGCUCAUCCAGUCGGGUGGCCUGUCCCAUUUCUCUGAGAACCCGGUGCUGUUCGCCUUGCUGCCCCUCAUCUUUGUCAACAAGUGUGCAUUCGGGUGCAAGGUGGAGGUGGAGGUUCUGCGGGGGCUGCUGAAGAGCCCGGUACCUCUGCUCCUGGGGGUGCUUGGUCAGUUCCUGGUGAUGCCAUUGUAUGCCUACUCUAUAUCCCGGCUGGCCAACCUGCCCAAAGCGCUGUCCCUGGGCCUGGUAAUCACCUGCUCUGCCCCAGGAGGUGGGGGGGGUUACCUGUAUAGCCUGCUGCUCGGGGGAGACGUGACCCUGGCCAUCUCCAUGACCCUGGUCUCCACGGUGGUGGCGGCAGCAGCCAUGCCUCUGUCCUCAGCCCUGUAUGGUCGGUUGCUGGGUGUGCACGCGGCCCUGCACGUGCCCUUUGUGAAGAUCCUGGGCACCCUCCUCUUCAUCGCCAUCCCCAUCUCGCUAGGCAUGCUGGUCAAGCUGCGCCUGCCCGCCCUCACUCGCGUCCUGUUGGCACUCAUACGACCCUUCAGCUUUGUGCUCAUCGUCGGUGGCAUUUUCAUGGCCUACCAAAUGGGAGCGUCCAUCCUGGCCAAUGUGCGGCCCCAGAUCGUGGCAGUUGGGGUGACAGUGCCUUUGCUGGGGCUGGUGGUCGGGGCCAUCCUGGCCAGGCUCGCGGGCCUGGCUCCCCCGCAGAAGAAGACGGUGAGCAUCGAGGUGGGGGUGCAGAACAGCCUGCUGGCCCUGGCCGUCAUGCAGCUGUCGUUCCGCCGGGCAGAGGCUGACUUCGCGUCCCAGGCGCCAUUCAUCGUGGCCCUCAGCAGCACCUCGGAGAUGCUGCUCAUAGUUUUGGGCUACUUUUUCCAGCGGAGAUUGUGUGGGCCCGCCGUCCCCAGGAGUGACGCCUGAUUGUAGCCACAGUUUUUUUGUUCUGAACUCUUUGAAACCUGUGGAUAUUUGGUGUCCCACAUGAUGGCUACAAGACGCACAACAAUCACCAGUUCAGUCUUCACUGUUGUGGUACACAGGACAGUGAAUGGACUUUUUGUGUUUUGUCAUUGUUUUCGUAUUUUUCAUGAAAACCAAAGGCCUUUUACCCCUCUGAGACCUUUUUUGUGUUUAUUUUACAGUAUGUACUUUUUAAAAUCAGAUUAUACUGUGAGGUACUUAAUGUAAAUAUUCACAAGAAGAGACCUACCUAUAAAAGAAAAGAUAUUUUUCUACCAGAUUACUUUUUGUAAUCAAAAAGCAAAGAUUGAUUUGCAUCAUGUUUACAUGAGGUCCAUGUGUCUUAGCCUGGGGGAGGAUUUCAGGGGGGUUACGGGGAAUUAUUUGGAAAUCAAACAGGAACAUGAUGAUGAUGAUGGUAUGAAAGUAUUUGCUACUGAUUGUGUCUCCUGGAUCUGCGAAUCCAUGUACUUGAAUAUAAGUGAGGAGAAAUUACGAAAAAGUUAAUAAAACAUUGUUAAAGCAGG